AUGAGUUCUCUUCAUAAUGCUUUACUAAAAGAAUUUCUAGAUGAAGAUGCUAUGGAUGAAAUAGAUCUUAAUACAACAGAUGAUAUUAAUGUGUUUGAUAAGGAAUCAGAAGAUGAAGAAUUAGAACAAAUAAAAUCUCCUGCUGCAACUAAUAAUUUGGUUGAAUGCAUUAAAAAGAUAAUGUCUAAAUUAUUUACAAAAUACUAUGAGUUUUCUGAUGAUAGAAUAUUAUUUACUGCAAUAGCAAUUGAUCCAAGAUGCAAAAACUUUGAAUUUGAAGGUGCUACGUUGAAGUAUCAAGAUUAUCUUAGGUUAGAAUAUGAUCAAAUUAUAAAUGAUAAAAGUUUUGGGUCAUUAUUGAAUGAAGUAGCACUUGAUCUAUCUGGGUCAUUCAUAUUAACAGUUUUUACAGUAGUUCAACAAAAGGUAAUACACAAAAAUGAAGUUGAUCAAUAUCUUAUGAUGGAAACAAUUGGACCUUCAGAAAAUCCCUUAUAG
Molecule: messenger RNA, 498 nt
Organism: Cetraspora pellucida
Lineage: Eukaryota; Fungi; Glomeromycota; Glomeromycetes; Diversisporales; Gigasporaceae
Source: the annotation of a GenBank genome assembly